Messenger RNA from Helicoverpa zea (corn earworm), 1321 nucleotides. RefSeq lists its product as uncharacterized. The record is from RefSeq and is a predicted model, not a curated record. NCBI's taxonomy places the organism in Eukaryota, Metazoa, Arthropoda, Insecta, Lepidoptera, Noctuidae. The transcript is spliced from 7 exons. Bases 167 to 1255 code for a protein of 362 amino acids.
ACACACGGCAGUAGAUACUUUGUCAGUAUCUAGUAGUUCAUAUAGAUAAGAUGCCCGCCUGUCCUAUCUACGAGUUGCAUUCUAAACCAUCUCGAUUAGGUGUUUAUCUUUGUGUCGCAAGGGUUUUCAACAAUAUUUCAAUUUCUUCAAUUAAAAGUUUUCAAAAAUGAUAUAUAACUUCAUUCUACAAUGGUUAUUUAUCAACGGAUUUUUUAUUAAGAGAUGUACUUGUUCAUUGAGUUCUACCGACUCUAUCGAAGAGUUAAGUGUAGAUUAUGAAGACGACAGAAAUUCAAUGAUUGCGGUCGCUGAGAAAGAACCUAAGGAAAUAUAUGAAGAGUUUUACGACGAACUGGACAAUAGAAUGGAAGUUGAACAAUCGAUGAAUAUGAUCUUCUUUGGACCUCCGAGUUCUUUUUUGAGACUUGACGCUGACUCUAUUAUACAUUUAUUAACACAUACAAAGAAACAUAUGAUACCCAUUUCUAGAGCUUUACUAGUGUGGGACAUACUGACAGAUGGAAAAACUGCCGCCUUCUUACAAGGUCGUGAGUUUUUAGCUUUUGGAUCACUGUUAAAUGUUAUACCUGAGGAAGAUUUGUAUUACGUGAAUUUUGGAGAUCCAUCAGUUCUCAGAUAUUUUGCUAAUCACUACAUCAAGUUACACCCACGGAAGUUUGGUAUCCUAGCGGCAUCCUACAGAAGAUAUUAUGGGGAAACGUGGUACGACAAUAGUACAUUUAUCAACGAACUUGGCUAUCUGUUAUGCGGAUUCCCAGCAACCGAUUUACAAAAUAUAUCACCUGCAACAUUCAAAGAACUUAAUCUAGACACUUUGAAUAAAUUGGGAAAAUGUAAUGCAAAUCAAACCAGGACUUUAUAUUCAAUAGCCACUAAUCGCGCCGCUUAUGGUGAACCAUAUAGAUGGUCAUCGCACGAGAUUGGAAGACUGAGUGCACUAUUUACAUGUAUUCCAGAAAAUGACAUAAGUUCUAUACAGUUAGAGGCUGUAACCGCUAUUACUCCUGAAGUUAUGCAUGCGAUGCAUCAGGGAAAGCUCCAGUAUUUUACUAAACAACAGAUACUACGAAUGAAUUCCAAAACCCGGAGGAUAUAUAUUUUAAGGAUGCAGUUGAGAAGUAGUUAUGAUAUGAGCGAAAUAGCUCGGCAGAAUAACUCGCCCAUAUCGAUGAAACCGUUUGUCCUGUUAUUUUUUUGGUCGCCCUUAUCUAAUGUAAUGAUGCAUUACAUUUAAAUGCCUCAGAAAUUGAUUAUUAUAUUAAUUUCAUAGAUAUAUAAUUAUAUCUUUAGUUACAAAUUA